Plasmodium vinckei vinckei is the source of this 2790-nucleotide messenger RNA. RefSeq names its product ATP-dependent RNA helicase SUV3, putative. The record is from RefSeq and is a predicted model, not a curated record. NCBI's taxonomy places the organism in Eukaryota, Apicomplexa, Aconoidasida, Haemosporida, Plasmodiidae. Bases 1 to 2790 code for a protein of 929 amino acids. Gene Ontology annotation, molecular function: hydrolase activity, acting on acid anhydrides; RNA helicase activity. Gene Ontology annotation, cellular component: mitochondrial degradosome. Gene Ontology annotation, biological process: RNA catabolic process; mitochondrial RNA 3'-end processing. The transcript has a single exon.
AUGAUAAGAGAUAUUCGAAAAUGCUUCUUAAAUCUUUAUAUAAGAGAAAUCAAAAAAGAGUAUUACCAGAAUAAUGUAAAUUACUUAAUUUUACAACAAUGUCGAAGAAAUAUGAGUAAUACUAAUAUAUAUUUUGAAAAAAUAAAUGAAGAAUAUAAAAAAGCACAACAGUAUGUAAUGCUAAAUGAGCAAGAACUGUUAAAAAUAAGAAAUGUUUUGAUUAAAAUUAUAAAUGAAAAGGAAUUAGUUAGAAAUAUUAUUCAUCGUUAUAAUAUUCCCUUGUUUUUUCUACAAGAUACGGAUGUGAGAAAUCAUUUUUUAGAAUCAAUUAAAAAUGAUAAAAAUAAUUUAAUGAGCUUAAGGGAGUUAGCUACAAAAGAGAUAAAUACAAAUUGCUGUAGUAAUGGCUGUAUUGGUAGUAGUGAUAAUGCAAAGGUGAACAAAGAGAAUGACCAAAUGCUUAAUAACGAUUCUAAUGAUAAUCAUGUUUUAAGUCCGAAAAUAGAAGAGAAUAAAUGUUAUUUAAAUUCGUAUGAAAAACUUUUAAAUAUUUUUCUAAACUUUAUAAAAAGAUAUUACCAUAAACAAUGGCUAUUUUAUGAACAUAUUAAAAGAUUAUGUGAUUUUACCGAAAUAAAUGAAAUUAGAAAAAUGAAAAACAACUUGAAUAGAAAAUUAUAUCUUUAUGUUGGGCCAACAAACAGUGGAAAAACACAUGAAGCUUUCAACAAAUUUAUUGAUUCAAAAAACGGGUUAUAUUGUUCCCCUUUAAGAUUAUUAACAUGGGAAAUACAUAAAAAAUUAUUAAAUUUAAAAAAGAGUACAAAUUUAUUAACAGGUCAGGAAAUAAUUAAAAAAGCUAACAACACACACACAGUGUGCACAAUUGAAAUGACACCAUUAAAUGAAAAAUAUGAUUGUGCAAUAAUUGAUGAAAUACAAAUGAUUAAUAAUAGUAUACGUGGUUAUGCAUGGACUCAUGUAUUAAUGAAUUUAAAAUGCGAAGAAAUAUAUCUUUGUGGUAGUGAACAUAUUGUUAAUUUAAUAAAAGAAUUGUCCGACAUUUUACAUGACCAAAUCAUAAUAAAACGAUUUAAACGCCUGAACAAGUUAAAAUUAGAAAAAAAUGUACAAUCGCUAGACGAUGUUAAAACAGGUGAUUGUAUAAUAAGCUUUUCACGAAAUAACAUAAUGCUAUUGAAAAAUAAACUUGAAAAACUUAACAAACGUGUUUUUGUAAUUUAUGGAACUUUACCCCCUGAGUCGAAAAAAAAACAAAUAGAGUUAUUUAAUUAUUAUUGCGAACUAGCCAAAAGCAGUGAUAGCAAUAUAAAAAAUGAAAUUCAUGAUAUAGAAAAUUGCAAUCAUGGAAGUAACAAAAAAGAAACAGUUUUAGUAGCAACCGAUGUUAUUGGAAUGGGAUUGAAUAUUAAAAUAAAAAGAAUUAUAUUUUAUUCAUUAAAAAAAUAUGAUGGUGAUAUUAUCCGAUAUUUGAAUGUAUCUGAAAUAUUACAAAUAGCAGGAAGGGCUGGAAGAUUUGAUGAAAAUUGUUCAGGAAAUUCGAGUGAUGGUUUUGUUACGUGUGUAAAUUAUGAAGAUAUGAAAAUUUUAAAAAAUCUUUUUGAAAAUAAAAAUGUCAAAAAGUUAAUUGGUAAUGACGAUGAAAAUUAUUAUGAGUUAAAUAACAUGAAGGAAGAUACCGAUUUAAAUAAUUUGGUUGAUCAAUCUAUUGGUAAUAUACCAUGCGAUCAGCUAUUGGGUACUAUAAAUUCUAACACAUUAGAUGAACAGAUGAAAAAUGAUGUAUUAUAUAAUAUGGAUAAAUAUAGUGAUGAUAUAAAAAAAGGAGAAUAUUCAGCUAGCCAAAAUAAUAUUGAUAAUAAUAAAAAAAAUAGUAGUACUACUUUACGGGCAGGAUAUUUUCCAAACUUUGAUACUAUUGAAAAAUUGAGUAAAAUAUUAGAAUUUGAAUAUAAAGCUAAAAUUGAACUAUAUGAAAUAUUACAAAUAUUGAUUGAUUAUUUAAAAUUAAAUGAUUCUUAUUUUUUUUUAACAAAAAAUUAUAAUCAAAUUAUAUUUAUUGCUAAAUUUUUAAAGGAUAUAAAUAUAGAUAAAAAUAUACUCUUUAUAUAUGCAAUAUCCCCUAUCAAUAUAAAUAAUAUAAUUAUGAUAAAUAUUUUAAGGACAUUUGCUAUGUCACAUAGUAUAUUAGGAUAUGUUAACUUUUUUGAAUGUAUAAAUAAUGAUAUGUUUUCAAUGUUAAAUCAUAUGGAAAGCAAUCCGAAUAAUAAAAAUGGCAACUCACCAAACGAUGUUAAUAAUGAUUAUAAAAACAAUUACUACUUCAAUAGUCAUGAUAAACAUUCUUGUGGGGAGGAUAAAAUUAAUUCCAAUAAUAAUUUUAUUUAUUCAGCUUCAUAUAAUAGUUUAGAUAUUAUAAAUUCUAACUUGAAGGAUAUACAAAAUGAUAAUUAUCAAACAUAUAAUAAUUUAUUUCCUUUUUAUUCAAAUUUAACAAAUCCGAUGUUUAUGGAUUUAUAUAAUAACGCACACAAUAAACUAAAUUAUCCAGUGUGUGUAAGAAAUGAUACUCAAAACAAUGUGGGUUUUGAUGAAUAUAUAAAAAUACUAGAAUUUUAUUAUGAAAUAAUUGAUUUGUAUUGCUGGUUAUAUACAAAAUUUCCUAGUGUAUAUAAAAACAUAAAAAUGGUAAAUGACAUAAAAAAAAAGUUUUCUAAUCAAAUUGUUAAUUUGCUAGCAAAACCAGUAAAUAAGGAGGAAGGAUACUAA